AAGCUCAUUGUAAGAAUGUAUUUCAAACAUUUUCUCACAUUGUGCGUACUCUUCAUUAAUGUUAAUUGUGAGUGUGAUAAUUAUUUCAAGUGUUUAGGUAAUUUCAUUAAUAAUUUCUUUGGAUCUAUCAACAAUACUACACAUAGUGAUGAGAAUUUAAAAAACUUUACAUAUUACGAAGUUAAAGAUGUGAACGGUAGUGAAUUUCAUAAAAUUGUAUCAGAUAUUUCAAGUUUAAUAAAAGGUGAUAGUGAUAAAACGGAUCAAUCAGUAUUGUCAAGAUCAUACAACAAUAAUAAAACACAUAUUUUAUUAAAACUAUUCGAAUAUGAUGAAUCUCCGAAAGGGUUUGAAGGUAGAACUGAUACUACAACAGAUAUAACAAACAAUGCUGAAUUAGUACAAGAAAUAUCAAUAAAUGUGAACAAUUCAACAACUGAAGAUAUCAUAACGGACGUUAACAAUAUGGUUGAUAGUCUGGAUAAUUUAGAAGACAAUGAAGUAUCAUUGGAUGAUUCAUAUUUUGGGAUUGAUGAUGAUAAUAACACAGAUUAUCCUAAUAUAGAUUAUGUAGAGUUAUAUAAAGAUGCAACCAUUGAAUAUACUGUAUUGAACGUCACUGAAUCACCUAAAACGAAUGAUGUCAUUGAAAACGAGAAGGAUUUUAAUAAUAUUAUUGAUUAUUCAAUAAAUAAUCUUAAUGAAGAUUCGUCUGCUAUUGAUAACGAUCAAAUGUACCCAAUUUGCCAAGGAAACAUAACACAAGGCGUUUACCCCUGGAUUGCAACGAUUUUCAUUAAAAACACCACAUUGGACAACCAGUUCGAGUAUUUCUGCGACGGUGCCGUGUUAUCUGAGAGGACAAUACUAACAGCUGGCAGAUGUGUAACUACCAAUCCUACCAAAACUACCAUCGACCCGGAAGAUUUGAUCGUUAUACUUGGUAAGAAGUCCUUGCACUCUGUGAGCGGAAACGAAAAAGUUUAUAAGAUAAAAUCAAUAAUUCUACAUGAAAAUUAUAUAAUAAAAGAUGGCGUCGUUGAGAAUGAUUUAGCUAUACUUGUGUUGAGGGAGCCGGCUGAUUUUAACAAGGACGUAGGCGCCGCUUGUAUGUUUGGUGAACAAGACAUCAUUAUUGAUUAUCAGCAAACGGGGACUACUGCAUGGAGCCUUUCUGGGGACUUAACGCCAAUAUAUUUUGAUAAAGAGAAAAGUAGAGCUUGUAACCAGGAGAAUAAAGUGGAAAAUACGUUUUGCGCUACUUACGGCGAUGAUGUAGCAUUAUGUCCCAGUUACGGAGGUCUGCACGCGACAAAACACACGGACAACAAAUGGUACCUGCACGGUAUUCGAACUGGGGACCCGACGGCGAGAAGGAUAUGCGUGGAGAGAGACAUAAAGUACACCGCUCUGAUAAAUUUCAUUGAUUGGAUAGUGGAAAACAUUCAGAAUAAUAAAAACUAA
Achroia grisella is the source of this 1464-nucleotide messenger RNA. RefSeq lists its product as uncharacterized. Gene Ontology annotation, biological process: proteolysis. The record is from RefSeq and is a predicted model, not a curated record. NCBI's taxonomy places the organism in Eukaryota, Metazoa, Arthropoda, Insecta, Lepidoptera, Pyralidae. The transcript has 6 exons. Gene Ontology annotation, molecular function: serine-type endopeptidase activity. The coding region runs from base 16 to 1464 and encodes 482 amino acids.